CAUUAAUAUAAAAUACAUAUGUUUUGUCGGAAAAUGUUCUAUAACAGGAUGAAAUAUAAGUAAAAAGUGUUCGGGGAAGUUUAUUUAGGAAUUAUGUUCAACUUAUUUCCACGAAUUAUGGCAAUACCGUGGACUGAUGAUACAAAUCAGGACACAGAACAAUUAGGAACUGAUGUACUAGACUCACAGUCCAAUUUUACAAAUUAUAACUUCGUCAGUCAGUCAAGAUCAGUGGGUGAACUGCGCAGACAGUUCAAUACUGAGAGGCAAGACGAUGACUCAUUUAUCGGAACUACACAUUCAAGGAUGUUGGCACUGCAGAGAGAAAACUUUGAGCUGAGAUCAAAGUUAAACUGUUUCAUAUGCAAACACAAUCAGUUCACACAUGUAGUACUUCCAUGCAGUCAUGUUGUGUGUGGUGAUUGUAUUAAGCUGACAAUGUGUUCGUGUGGUAUACCCAUUGAAUCAUCACAUGUAUGCACGUUAACGCCUAUUCAUACUACAGAACAUGAAAUAGUGAGUUCCGUCAGUUCAUCGGACUUAAUAUUUGCAAUUCAUUCCAACAACUCGUAG
This is a messenger RNA of Mytilus trossulus (common blue mussel), 573 nucleotides long. RefSeq lists its product as uncharacterized. Lineage: Eukaryota; Metazoa; Mollusca; Bivalvia; Mytilida; Mytilidae. The coding region runs from base 94 to 573 and encodes 159 amino acids. The transcript is spliced from 3 exons. The record is from RefSeq and is a predicted model, not a curated record.